CAGGCCCACCCUGGUCCGGAAAGCCCUGGCCCGGCGGCGGCGGCGAGGACAAGCUCAGGCCUUCCCAGGCCGCCCCCCUCGCGCUCCCCACCUCCCGCGGCGGAGCCCAGUGACCCACCGGCCGCUGGAAAGCCCCAGAGGGGUCCCUGGGCCCAGCCGGCUGCCAGGAAACCGCGGGCGGAAGCCGCUCCUCCCCCGUCCUCCCCGCCUCCCGCCCGGCCGCGGUCCUCGCCCCCGCCCUGCGCCGCACUCUCGCCCGCACUCUCGCCGCGGGCCCGAGGACAGCAGAGGUGUCCCUGGCCAUGGGGAUGACAGAGGGUGGUGAGCUGGCCCCGGAGGCCCCACAGCUCACCCACAUCGACGUGCACAUCCACCAGGAGUCGGCCCUGGUCAAGUCCCUGCUGAGCGGAUGCUCCUGGCUGCAGCCCCCAGCUGGCAAAGCCCCAGGUAGCAGCCGGCUGCUGGUGGCCUCAUGGGUGGUGCAGAUCGUGCUGGGGGUCUUGAGUGGGGUCCUGGGAGGAUUCCUCUAUAUCUGCAACUACUCCCUCCUGCUCUGCUCCGGAGCUGCCAUCUGGGCAGGCGCUGUGGCUGUGCUGGCUGGAGCUGUCGCCUUCAUUUAUGAGAAACAUGGUGGCAUCUGCUGGGCCCUGCUGAGGACCCUGCUGGCACUGGCAGCUUUCUCCACAGCCAUUGCUGCUAUUGUAUUUGGGACCAAUAGUUUCCAGUAUGGCUAUGGUUAUGGAGACUAUAUCUGCAACUGUGACUCCCGGUCAGGGCGCUGGUACACCCCACCCCCCAGCACCCAGAGUCCAGAAGAAGUCAGACGGCUACACCUGUGCACCUCCUACAUGAACAUGCUGCAGGCCCUAUUCACAGGCCUUCAGGCCAUGCUCUUGGGUGUCUGGGUUCUGCUGCUUCUGGCAUCCCUGGUCCCCCUGUGGCUGUACUGCUGGAGAAGACUCCCAUGUAAGGAGGAAAGAGACAAGAAGAAGCUGCAGGAAGUGAGUGGCAGCUAGCCCUGCCGCUGCUGAUCCUCGCGCCCGGCGCCCCUUCUGCAGUGACAGCCCUGCCUCUGACUCCUGGAAGAAGAACCAGACUGGGAAGGAGGCUCUUCAGUCGCCCCAGUCUCCGCUGCAGCCACAGCCACUGCCCUGCUCCACCUGCUGUCAUAGCAGCCCUUGCCCAUUUCCUGCUCACUCAUCACUCUGCUCUGCUGCGGUCCCCUCCUGAGCAGUAAUUUGAUAAUAAACUCUCACGCUGUUCACA
This is a messenger RNA of Lemur catta (Ring-tailed lemur), 1266 nucleotides long. It is a transcript of the gene TMEM176A, whose product is annotated as transmembrane protein 176A. The transcript is spliced from 7 exons. Lineage: Eukaryota; Metazoa; Chordata; Mammalia; Primates; Lemuridae. The coding region runs from base 303 to 1016 and encodes 237 amino acids. Gene Ontology annotation, cellular component: membrane. The record is from RefSeq and is a predicted model, not a curated record.